GUGAGUAAUAUGCUGACAAAUGUUUUAUUCUUCAAUUCAUUAAGGGGAAAUUUGGUGUUUUAUUGAUAUGAAUGUAAACAUACUAUUAUUUUUCUUGUAUUUCACAGAUUCCAGAGUCAUAAUGGAGAACUUAUCCAUCAUAGUCAGUUUUGAGCUGACCCUGGAUCCAUUUUCCAUCCCUCCAGGAGCAAAAUAUCCCAUAUUUCUCUUUGGCAUCUUCAUCUACAUGUUUGGUGCUUUUUGUAAUCUCACCCUGUUGCUCCUCAUUAUUCUGACACAAAGUCUCCACAAGCCAAUGUACUUCAUUUUGUUCAGCCUCCCUCUGAAUGAUUUUGUGGGAAUUACUUCCAUGCUUCCCAAGGUUCUCUCUGACAUUGUGACGGAAACCAAUAAUACAUACUAUCCUCUCUGUGUGCUCCAGGGUUUUCUGCUCCACAUGUAUGGAGGUGGUGUUUUGUUCAUCCUGGCAGCCAUGGCUUUUGAUCGCUAUAUUGCCAUUUGCAUGCCUCUGCGAUAUAAUGCUCUCAUGACACCAAAGCUUGUGAUGGGAAUUGUUGCAUUUGUAUGGGGCCUUGACUUUUUUUUCAUUGUUUUGCUGUUUUCUUUGCAGGGAAGGAAUUAUAGAUGCAGAUCUAACAUUUUGAAUGUGUUUUGUGAUAACCCUUCACUUGUUAAGCUGGCAUGUGCUAAUACUAUAGUUAACAACAUCUUUGGCUUAUUUGCAACAGCCAUGAUGCAGAUUAUUAGUGUUUCCAUUCAAGUGUUUUCUUAUGUGAAGAUUUUGAUUACCUGCUUGGUUACGAGUAGGUCUGAUGCAAAGAGCAAGGCCAUCAACACCUGCGUUGCUCAACUGGUCAUUUUCAUCAUGUAUGAGGUUGUUGGAAGUUUCACCAUUGUGUCACACAGGUUCUUAAAUGUAAAUGCCAAUCUGCAAAAGAUUAUGGGAAUGCUAAUUUUUCUAGUGCCUCCACUUCUGAAUCCAAUAGUUUAUGGAUUGAACAGUCAUGAAUUACGAAAUAAUCUGCUAAAAAUUAUACGCAGAAAAAUCACUAAAAUGUAA
This is a messenger RNA of Cyprinus carpio (common carp), 1060 nucleotides long. It is a transcript of the gene or71aq2, whose product is annotated as odorant receptor, family 71, subfamily AQ, member 2. Gene Ontology annotation, biological process: G protein-coupled receptor signaling pathway. Gene Ontology annotation, molecular function: olfactory receptor activity; G protein-coupled receptor activity. The record is from RefSeq and is a predicted model, not a curated record. Lineage: Eukaryota; Metazoa; Chordata; Actinopteri; Cypriniformes; Cyprinidae. Gene Ontology annotation, cellular component: membrane.